AUGGCACGAACUAAACAAUCUGCAAGAAAGACGCCGGGAUUGACUGGUGGUAAGGCACCAAAGAAGCAGCUUGCAACCAAGGCAGCAAGGAAGACAGCUGGUGCACCAGGUGGAUCUGCUGCAACAAAGACACAUAAGCGUCAUGGUAAAGUCGCACUGAGAGAGAUCAGAAGGUACCAGAAGUCCACAGAUAGGCUCAUUAGAAAGCUUCCAUUCCAGAGGCUGUGUAGAAGCAUCUGUAGGGAUCAGGCCAGUGCAGCAGACAUCAGGUUCCAAGGUCCAGCUCUUCUGGCUCUACAGGAGGCAACAGAGAUGCACAUUGUGGGAAUGUUUGAGGAUGCACUGCUUUGCGCACAGCAUGCUAAGAGAGUUACUGUCUUUGGUAAGGACUUCCUUCUUGUUCACAGAAUCAGAUCCAGAUUCAUGAAGACUGGUAUUCCAACAGAAUAA
Messenger RNA from Enterospora canceri, 450 nucleotides. NCBI's taxonomy places the organism in Eukaryota, Fungi, Microsporidia, Enterocytozoonidae. The record is from the annotation of a GenBank genome assembly.